CAGAAUGAGUUUCUAAAAUGUUAACAAUUAUUGAAAAUGGAUAAUGUUACACGUCAAGCUGAAGAAAUAGAAGCUAUUUCAGCGAUCUACGGUGAGGAUUGGCGGGUUAUCGAUGAAUAUUCAAGAGUAUUUUCGUUCAGUGUUACAGAAUCGAACCAAAAACUUGUUUUUCGUUUGAUGCUUCCACCUAACUACCCGUCAGAAAAUGCCCCAGAGUUUACUAUAACAGCAAAAUACGCUAAAGACUCCGAAAUACGGGAAUUGGAACUCAAGCUUAAACACAUCUACAAUGAGAAUGUCGGAGAGUGUAUACUAUUUCUAUGGAUUGAAGUAGUGAGGGAUUUUUUUCUGGAAAUUUGUGCUGCUCAAGGAACUAGUGAUACACCACCAUGCGAGGAUAAGGCAUGUGUCACUCAAAGUGAUGUUGUUCCUGUAAUAAAGCAUGGGGAGGCACUCACAGAUCGCAAAAGUACAUUUCAGGGUCAUCUUGCUGAAGUGCACAGCGCGAACGAUGUGAAAUUAGUAAUUUCUAAACUUUUAAAAAACCGCAAAAUAGAACAUGCCACUCAUAAUAUUUCUGCUUACCGUAUUUUUGAUGACGAAAAGUCUGUUUUUAUUCAAGACUGUAAUGAUGAUGGUGAAACAGCAGCUGGAGGACGGAUGCUUCAUUUGAUGCAGAUUCUUAAUGUUAGAAAUGUGCUUGUAGUAGUUAGUAGGUGGUAUGGUGGAAUUCAACUUGGACCAGAUAGAUUUAAACAUAUUAAUAAUGUUACAAGAAGCGUUUUGGUACAAGAAGGUUUCGUUAAUGAUUCAAACAAAGUUAAAAAGAUGAAAAAUAAAUAGUAGAUAUUUUGUCUUUGCAUAUAUUUCUACUAGUUUAAAAAUAAUAGCUAACAUAUUUUAAGUAAUAAAUUUUUGAUCACCUUAAAACUUCACACAAAACCUGAAUCCCAUGCAAAAAGAGUUUUUAUAACAUAAACUCACAAAAACUGCGAAAACCUUUUAACCUAAAUUGCAAAUGCAAUGACUUGAAUUUUACUACAUUAAAACAUAUAUUGG
Messenger RNA from Ciona intestinalis (vase tunicate), 1059 nucleotides. Its product is annotated as protein IMPACT-B-like. Lineage: Eukaryota; Metazoa; Chordata; Ascidiacea; Phlebobranchia; Cionidae. Gene Ontology annotation, molecular function: protein binding. Gene Ontology annotation, biological process: GCN2-mediated signaling; regulation of translational initiation. The record is from RefSeq and is a predicted model, not a curated record. Gene Ontology annotation, cellular component: cytoplasm.